UGUUGGCAACUUCUCUUUGUAUCAGAAUCUCUCUUUCUCUCUCUUACACAGCUUGAUUCUUAGCACAAAUGGCACUUAACUCUACCAUAUGUAUGCUCCCUCCUCUUAUAAAUACACCAAACCCUUUCACGUACUAUCAUCAGCGAGGCCAAAAAUAGAAACUUUGCAUACCCUGAGAUCUCUUGUUUGGUGGCUGUAAAUUCUCUAGGCUUUUGAUUCGAAUGUCUAAGUCGAUGAGGACCGUGCGAGCGACGUACGCGAAACUAUGGACAUCCAUCAAGAGCUGCCUACCGCGCAAGAGCCAAAUCGCCAGCGAGUCCGUGCAGGGCGCGAAGCUAGCUGCUCCUCCGUGGACUGGCUGCGAGUCGUGCGUGGAGGAGGAGAAUAAAGUUUGCCGGUGUGAGUGCGACUCGGGCACGGCGGAGCCGAAGCUGAAGGCGGAGGAGGAGAAGCAUGCAGGGGCCAACAGCUCUUUUGCUCAUGCUGUCAUCAACAUGGUUGGCAUGCUCGUAGGGCUGGGACAGCUAUCAACACCAUAUGCCUUGGAGAAUGGAGGGUGGUCCUCUGCAUUCCUGCUCGUAGGGCUUGGCAUAGUAUGUGCCUACACCUCCCACUUGCUUGGGAAAUGCCUUGACAGGAGCCCCAAGUCAAGAAGCUACACAGACAUUGGUCAGCAAGCCUAUGGAUCCAAAGGCAGGGUCAUAGCAGCAACCUUCGUCUACUUGGAGAUCUUCAUGGCCCUCGUCUCCUACACCAUCUCGCUCCAUGACAACCUCAGCAUCGUCUUCUCAGGGACUCAGAUCAGUGCCCGGUGGGCGCACAUGUCCAGCUCUCAGCUCUUGACCGUGAUUGCUGUGCUUAUUGCCCUCCCAAGCCUCUGGCUCAGGAACCUGUCCUCCAUCUCUUUCCUCUCUUCCGGGGGCAUCCUCAUGUCGAUCAUCAUCUUCGCCUCAGUGGCUCUGACCGCCAUUUUCGGCGGGGUCAGGUCGGAUCAUGAGAUUCCGGCGCUCCAGAUCCUUAACAUCCCCGGGAUUUCAGGGCUCUAUGUGUUCGGUUAUGCUGGGCAUAUCGUCUUCCCUGACUUGUAUAAGUCCAUGAAGGACCCUUCCAUGUUCACCAAGGUAUCGAUUGUGAGCUUCACCCUAGUCACGGCCCUGUACACUGCCCUCGCCUUCAUGGGCGCAAAGAUGUUCGGCCCCGGCGUCAGCUCGCAGAUCACCCUCAGCUUGCCGCGCGGCCUUGUGAUGACCAAGGUCGCCUUGUGGGCCACGGUCCUGACACCGAUGACCAAGUACGCUCUCGAGUUCGCUCCCUUCGCCAUCCAGCUAGACCGCGGCCUCCCCGGGUCGAUGGGCUCAAUUGCGCGGAUGGCCGUGCGGGGCACGGUGGGCUCCGUGCUGCUGCUGGUGAUCCUGUCACUCGCGCUCUCCGUCCCGUACUUCCAGUACGUGCUCGGCCUCACCGGCUCGCUGGUCAGCAUCUGCAUUUGCGUGAUCUUGCCCUGCGGUUUCUACACCAAGAUAUGCUGGCCGAGCCUGUCGAAGCCGCUCCUUGUUCUGAACUUGAUGCUCAUUGGAUUCGGCUGCGUCCUCGGGGUGUUUGGGACAAUAUCAUCGUCCAAGUCCCUCAUCAAAAGCCUGCAGGGACACCACUCAGCCUAAACGAAACAAUCCUAGCGACAAAAGAAGAUAACAUCCUCGUUUACUUUGGGAUUUGGUCACUUUCUUGUAAGAUAUGGGCAGUUUUAUUAAUGGCUAAAACCUGUUUCAA
Molecule: messenger RNA, 1770 nt
Organism: Syzygium oleosum
Lineage: Eukaryota; Viridiplantae; Streptophyta; Magnoliopsida; Myrtales; Myrtaceae
Product: amino acid transporter AVT1H
Exons: 3
Coding region: 222-1661 (479 amino acids)
Biological process (GO): amino acid transmembrane transport
Cellular component (GO): vacuolar membrane
Molecular function (GO): amino acid transmembrane transporter activity
Source: RefSeq, a predicted model, not a curated record